Molecule: messenger RNA, 1372 nt
Organism: Hemibagrus wyckioides
Lineage: Eukaryota; Metazoa; Chordata; Actinopteri; Siluriformes; Bagridae
Gene: eapp
Product: e2f-associated phosphoprotein
Exons: 6
Coding region: 105-1031 (308 amino acids)
Biological process (GO): positive regulation of cell population proliferation
Cellular component (GO): nucleus
Source: RefSeq, a predicted model, not a curated record
GAAACCCUUAGCGGUCUGUUCACGGCAUCCGGCGUACUUCCGGGGUUUACGUUAAAGCAAAGUUUGUAAUAUUUCUUUAGUUUUCUUCUGGAUUAAAGAAAACAAUGAACCGAAAAGAAGAGUAUGAUUCGUACGAGAUUGAGGAACCGAGUGAUGAAGAGAGAGCAUGUAGCAGCUCUGAGGAUGAACUCGACAUUCUUCUUAACGGCACCCCGGAUCAGAAGAGGAAGCUCAUUCGAGAGUACCUGACUGGGGAAAGCGAGUCAUCCAGUGGGGAUGAGUUUGAGAAAGAGAUGGAGGCAGAACUAAGCAGCACGAUUAAAUCUAUGGAGUGCAACUGGACGACUCCUUCCUCUCAAGGUGAGACCUCUCAGACUAGCGGCAAUACACAAAGCACUGACAGGAAUCAGCAGCCUCAACAAUAUGAUGACAUAUACUUUGACACAGAUUCUGAUGAAGACAGCCAAGCUGGUGUCUCCCGGAGCCAGCGACGAAAGCAGCGAAGAGUACUAACAAAUGACGAGUUACUAUAUGACCCAGAUGAAGAUGAUCGGGAUCAGGCUUGGGUAGAGGCCAAGAGAAAAGAGUACCGGAGCCGGAGACGACCAGCAUCAUCUGCGCACAGAAGAAACCAAACUCAGCCUCUACCAAGCAGCGAUGCCAUCCUCAACUGUCCUGCAUGUAUGACCACACUAUGUCUGGACUGUCAGAGACACGAGAAAUACAGGACACAGUACAGAGCCAUGUUUGUGAUGAACUGUGCAGUGAAUAAGGAAGAAGUGCUGAGGUAUAAAGCAGCAAAACAGAAGAAGCAGCGCAGGAAGAAGAGUCGUCAGGACCCGGCGGACACAUCGGCAGAGUCAAAGCCUGAGGCAGAAGCUGAAACAGGUCUGACUGAUUCCAGAUUAGGUGGGAUGGAUGAAGAAGAGGUCUAUCACCCAGUCAAGUGUACAGAGUGUUCGACUGAAGUGGCUGUGUAUGAUAAGGAUGAGGUCUAUCACUUCUUCAAUAUUCUUGCAAGCCACUGCUGAUGAGAUGCAAAGAACUCCAACUCUACUGAGUGAAGAAUCCAAGCAGCUCUUGCUUGUUAUUCAAACAGUUAAGAAUACGUGUGUACUGAAAAAGGAUUUAAUGGUUUUGUGUAUUCAUGCACAGUGAUGUAAAAUAUCUGUAAGAUAUGUUCUGAUUUUUUCCCCAUGUUUUAAAAACGUGUAAUGCUUUUUUUUUUUUUUUAACUGUGUGAUGCAGGACAGCCAUUUGAUAUUACCUAAACUUCAGUGUAAAGUGUUAUUACUAGAUCACAGAUGGUUUAAGUAUGUUUAUUUCUCACAUUAUGUGAAUAAAUUUGUUUCUAGGCUGUUGUUUUAAAUGA